Mangifera indica (mango) is the source of this 5338-nucleotide messenger RNA. RefSeq lists its product as uncharacterized. Bases 308 to 4981 code for a protein of 1557 amino acids. The transcript is spliced from 4 exons. Lineage: Eukaryota; Viridiplantae; Streptophyta; Magnoliopsida; Sapindales; Anacardiaceae. The record is from RefSeq and is a predicted model, not a curated record.
UCCUUUUAUGUGCCGCCCCAUGAACAGAUUAUACCAGCACAGCUCUCCGUAACCCAUAUAAAGUUUGCCAUAAAGGAAACAAGAUUCCUUCUCUUUUUUCUCUUUUCAAUUUCAUCAAUUCUUUUCUUUUCUCUGCCUAACAAAAACUUCUACACUAGUGAACCAACACUCUUAUCCAUCACAAACCUUUUGGACUCAUUGCUUCUCUUUAAGCUGUUGAGCUGAUCAUCUUCUGAUUGUUUUCAAUUUUAUUUGAUUGCAUUUUUUGAGACCUGUUUUUUGUUGCGAAGAUUAUCGGGAGAGUAAAAUGGGAGUUGAUGCAAUGAGAAUUGGGGUUCAAGUCAGGAAAGUUACGUCUUUUUCAAUAAGAAGCUGCUAUAGAUCAGUCUGUAGCCAUCCAUUCCUUGCCGCUUUUGUGUGCUUUUUGAUACUUCUGUAUAGAUCAUCACCUUUUAUCUUUUCCCUUUUGGUUUCUGCAUCGCCUGUUUUGGUUUGUACUGCUAUAUUGCUUGGUACGCUUUUGAGUUUUGGAAAACCAAACAUACCUGAAAUUGAGAAGGAAGAGAAGAUUACCACUCAUGAGAUUGCUUCUCCUAUAAUUGGGGUUGUUGAAGAGAGUACUCUCGUUCAGAGAGAUGUGAAUGGAAGUUUUUCAACAGUAGAUACAUAUAUAGGGAAGGGAAGGGACAUGGAAGAGAAAGCUCUUGAUGAGUCAAUAUUGUUGGACAAUAGAGUCAGUGAGGUUGAGGAAGAUGGUGGUUUGGUUGAUUGUAUCCCAUUGAUUGAUGAGAAUUUGAGGGAAAUUCAGUUCGAGAAGCAAGUGAAUGAAAAUAUCGAGAGAGAAUUCAAUGAUUUGAAGUCUGAGCAGAAGAGGGAUGUUCAUGAGGAAAAACCACAGAUUAAAGAAAAUAUUAAUGGUGUUGGUUGGCAGCUGGUAGAUAAUUUGUAUUCUGAGGAUAUAGGUGAUAAUCUUGAGGUCAAAGAUGAUAAAUCUCCAGGAGAGUUGAUUGAUGCACUCAAGGAAGAUCUGCCAGGUUCUACUACUGGCAUGUCUUGGAAACGGUUAGGGGAAGAAUUCAGUGACAACAAUGAUGAUGAUGGAGAAGAGUCUGUGGAUUCAGGGUCUAAUGGGGCAGAAAGCUCCUCACCAGAUGCUUCGAUGGCUGACAUUAUCCCGAUGCUUGAGGAACUCCACCCACUUCUAGACUCUGAAGCUGCUCAACCUCUCCAUAUAUCUAAUGAUGAAUCAGAUGCUGGUUCACAGAUGUCUCAUAAGAGUAAUAUUGAAAGCACAGAGUCUGAGGAGGAAAGUGAUAAUGAUGUGGAAGGAGAAGGAGAAGCAGAAGGUGAGGAUGAUAAUGGUGAUGAUGAUCAGGAAGGAGAAGCAGCAAAGGAUGACAAUGAGGAUGAAAGUAAAUCUGCAAUUAAGUGGACAGAGGCUGAUCAGAAGAAUCUUAUGGAUUUGGGGACUUCAGAGCUUGAAAGGAACCAACGCCUGGAGAAUCUCAUUGCAAGGAGAAGAGCUCGCAAAAACUUGAGAUUGAUGACUGAAAAGAAUCUGAUAGACUUAGAAAGUACUGAUCUUCCAUUUAAUGUUCCACCUAUUGCAACAACAAGGCGAAACCCAUUUGAACUUCCUUAUGAUCUCUAUGGUGAUAUAGCCAUUCCUGGUUCUGCUCCUUCCAUUUUAUUGCCAAGAGGAAAUCCUUUUGAUCUUCCUUACGACUCAAAUGAAGAAAAACCUGAUCUCAAGGGAGACAGUUUCCAACAAGAAUUCACAGCUGUUCAACAGAAGGAACCAGUAUACACAAGGAAUGAAACCUUCAGUGUAGGGGCUUCUAUUUUUGGGUUUUCCAAGCAGGAGAGGUCAGACUUUAGGUGGAAACCAUAUUUUGUACCAGAACAGUUGUCUUCAGAAGAAGGAACAGGCUAUUCUGCAUUCCAGAGGCAAUUAAGUGGACUUAGUGAGUCGAAGAAUAGUUCUGUCCCUGAUACUGAAUCAUUGAGUUCAGCUGUCGAUGAAGAGGACAGGCAUUUCCAUGAACAAGUACCAGAACAAUUUUCUUCACAAGGAACGAGCUAUACCACAUUUCAGAGACAAAUUAGUGAAACUAGUGAUUCAAAAGUCAGUUCUGUUCCUGGAACUGAGUCAGUAAGUUCGGCAGUGGAUGAGGAGGACAAGAAACUGAACGAACAAGAUGUUUCUGGAGAGAUAAAGUUGAUCUCUAACAUAGAAUGUGCCACUGAUCAUGUUGAAUUUGAAAGCCAAUCCUCUGAAGAUGUUGAUGCUAUUGAUAGUGAACAAGCUGAGAAUAGGGAUGCUGGCCAUGAUGAGGAUGAAAUCACUUUAGGGCAUGUAGAGAAUCACCAUGAAAGGGAAUGGAAUGUUUCUGGAACUGGUGGGAUUACUACUCCUGAGGAAUCUAAUGCAAAUGAAAGUUUGUCUGGAACAGAAGCAAUGUCUACUCCUAGGGAACUCAGUGCAAAUGAAGUUCAUCUGAAAACAGAACCAGGUGAAGAGGAGUACAACAGUGGGUCAAGUUUUUCAUCAUUGUCAGAAGUCAAUGAUAAAAUUUCUGAUAUGAGAGAAGGAGGAGGAUUGAUGAGUUUGGAGCCUAAAGCCAACAAUGUUGAAGAAUCUGGUGUUUCAACUCGUACUUCACUUGAGGAGUCAGAAUUUCGAUUAAUGAGUGGGGUGAUGGAACAGAGAGAGCCUGUAUAUGAUUCAAGCCCCCAACAUAUGGAGAAAUUCUUCUCGUUUGCCUCCAUUUCACCUGAUACACAACUAGAAAUGUCUAGAGUGCUUGGGUAUGCUGAUGAAUCUGAAAAACACAUUGAGGACAGCGAGAAUGAUACUUCUUUUGAUUUUGAAGAGGUGAUUACUGGCUCCUCAGAGGUUCAUGCUGCAGAUGAAGAUGAAUCAACAUUAAAGGAAGUCACUUUCAGACAGAACGGUGAGCAUGAUCUUAGCAGGGUUGUUUCUUCAGGUAUUGAUCCAAACAUUGACUAUAAAGAGGGAGCCACUGUGAGAUUGUUCUCUUCAGACAUUAGUCCUAUAGACGAGUAUACGGUAUAUAGGGGAGAUCAAUUUCUCCAUGAAAAGGAUCAAGUUGUCUCAUCAAGUCAUCAUUCUGAGAAUCAUCAAGAGGUGGGUGAGAAGCUAAGUUAUGCAGCUCCUGGUGAUCAGAUUUCUGACUCCUGUGGAAGUUUGUUGGCCCCAGAGGAGCAAGAGCAUUCAAUGGUGGUUGAAAAUGUUAUUCUGCACACCAGUGAGCCUGAGUCUGUAGAGGAAAAAGCAAAAGAUAGGGAAGAAACUGUGCAGCCCGAACUGGAUGAAGUCCACUUGUCAAGUUCAUUAGACAAGAAGUCAGUAAAGGAAGGCAAGAGAGACAAUGCUAGACAUUUUCUGCAGGAACCGUUUCAAGUUCACUCAUCAAGUUAUGAUGAAGAUAUCCGUGUUGAUGGCCAUCUCGAUGUUCCUAGGGAUUUGGAUUCUGUGCCUUUGAGUCCCCAGCAUAUGGAUUCCAAUAACUUGACAUUAUCUAAACCAGGGGAACAACAGUCUCCCCUGAUGACUGAGCAAGUUCCAGUAGUUCAUCAUUCUCUAGAGGCUGAUUGUGUCCAGAAGAAUUCAUUAGACAAGGGAGCACCUCAUCAGCUUGAAGAGAAUCAAGUCCAGUCAUCUUCUGAGUCAAAGAUUGAUUCUGGUCUCCACCAGCACAUGGGCACAAGGGUGAUUUCUGCCAAGUAUAGUUCUGAAGAUGUUCAUUCCAAAGAAAUGUCUACAUCUGAAUUGGAGAAGCAACUGUCUUGUUCAGCUAACUCACCAUCUUAUGAUGACAUAGAUAAAACCCAGGAGCUGCCUAUCCUCAUAACAGAUUCUGCAAAGGAAGUAAAUGUUGUUAACAAUGGGAAUGUAUCUGAAGUUCCUCAUCUUGUUCAUGAGGUGAAAACUUUGAAAAAUUCAUCAUCCCUGACUUCCAAUUCCUCUUCAUCCCCAUUUGAGAGUCCUGAAAGUAGAUCUACAGACGUCGACAAAGUAGGCAUUCUCAACAUUGCAAAUGUCUCCAAAGUUCCUGAUUAUGAGGACAAAAAUUUAAGAACUUCAUCCUUAACAUCUAACUCUGGUUUUGGGAUUACUGGAGAUAGUGUAGAGGUUGUGAAAAAUGAAAUACAUGAUAGAGUUGUAUAUGGCAACCAUGAUGAUGUCAUAGAACACUUAAGUUCUUUGGUAGAAUCAUAUGGUCCUCGCAUUGAUGAGGAAAACUUCAAUGAAGAAGCGGGAGAAUUAAGAGAAAUUGAUGAAGGGUUUCUGUCUGAGCUGGACACCGUUGGCGACUUUAGUGUCAAAGAAGUUGGUGAGUCACACCAUAUUGAACCGACAUUGGAGGAGACUCAUAUCUCAAAUGCUGAGUCAUUUCCCAAUGAUUCCAUACCAGCAGCAACCAAUGCGGAGCUGCCAAUUCUUGAAGCAAAAUCAAUUGAAGAUAUUGUCUUGGCAUUUAAGCAACUUGAUGAAGGUGUAGAUGUGGAGGAAGUAAUCCUACCUAGUAUGCUCAAGGAUCAGGCAGUUGUGGGUGAAAAUGCAGAUCCAGAGGGCAUCAACUCAGACUUACCUGUUCUCGAAGCAAGAUCUCUGGAGGAUAUUCAUGCUGCUUUGAAGCAAAUUUCACUAAGUGAUCAGAAUGAGUUAUUGAAACCUUUGGAAUCAGAGUAUCGACCAGCAGAAUUAGAACAAAAUGAAGUGGUUUCAGCAAAGCAAAUUGAAUCAUUGAGCACUGUUGAAUCUGUUAAUGCGGAAAAUGGUGUGACAGAAGCUGAUGAUGCAAAACAAGUGUCUGAAGAACCAUCUGAAAGUUCUAGUUUGAGUAUAUCCAACAAAGAGGGGGAAAAUCACACAAGUGGAAAUGAAAUUCUCGUGCCUGUUCUUGCUCAAGCUCCAGUAACUCAGAUUGACAAUGAGAAUCCAAAAACAAGUUAAGGUUGAAAAAUAUUGAUGGGUUGUGUUUGCCUUGGUCUUUUUUCACGACAAUGAGCUUGGUUGAGUUAUGUUAUUUAUCAGAUUGUUUUUAGUAGGAGCUGCAUUUGGUUCAACAUUUUUUUCUUUUAUUGAUUUCUUCAAGAAUGAGUCUUUGGUUUGAUUUUAGAAGUGUGUAAGUUUUCUUCUUAUUUUCACUUGCUUUUUCAGAGUGAGCGUGUUUAAUCUUAUUGAGAGGGAUGUUUUGGGCCCUAGCAUAUUGUAAAUUUUGGAUAUAGAAGUGAUGAUGUGACAAUGUUUUGAUUUUUUGGAUACAUGUGAAUGCAAUUUUGAUGUAACUUUUAUGUUUCUUUCUUUCAA